UGCAAUUAUUUAUUUAUUCUUUGCUCAAUACUUUAUUUUUUUGUUUGUAAAACUUUCUUUUAUUUUGCAAGUAUGGCCCUAGAUUGACUCCAUACUUUCCUCUGGAAAAAAAACGGGACAUCUGGUCACCCUUGAAUGGGCGUUAUCAUUAGUUAUCAGCUGAUAAAUAUGGGCCAGUAGGGGCCUUCCAUACCUUCUGCGCCUGCUGGUAGGUUCAGAGGGCUGUUAUCAUCCAUAUACACGGUUAAUCAGCUGCACUCAUAGAGAAGACUCCAGAACGUCGCGACCGUGCAGUUUUUCCAGUUGACAUUUUCAGCAGGUUGCAAGGAGUUCUGUGGUUGAAGAUGGCUAAGAGAGAGAGAACGCAUAUUAACCCAGAGCAGAGGGAGACCUUGAUAUCUUUUUUUCAGGAGGGAAUGAAGCAUGUCGGCUCACCAUUAAUAACAAGAGCUGCAUCAGCUAUGGGUUUGGACACCAGUGUCAUAGAGAACUGGAUCGGUAAUUACAAAAGAUCUGUAAUUACAAAAGCUUCCACUGAGCCACGGCCAUCAAAGGUCAAAGCUCAUAUCAGAGAGCUGUCUCCUUAUAAUCUUUUUUGUAGAGAUGUAUUUAGAAACAAAGGCACAAUGAAUGAUAUCAAGGGCAGGUGGGCCACGUUAGGGGAAGAGGAAAAACAGAAAUACAUUGAAGAGGCAGCAGCACUGAGGGCACACGGGCAACCCCUUAGCCCUGAAAUGAGGGAUGCCCGAAUUAAAAUGCACCUUAAGAAGCUAAAGUUAGAGGUGUCCAAGCUUGAGGAUUUGGGUGUGGAAACAGCCAUUUUGUCGUUUGACCGCCAAAAAUCCAGCUUAGAGGUGUAUGAAUUGAGCAGCAAGGGAGCCACUGAUUUCCUUGACUCAACGCACACAGUGAACAACUUUGCACCGCAUUUCAAAGCCAGCUCCUCGGCCACAACACCCAGUACCAAAGAUCAAGUCAGUGUGCUGGUAGGAAAAGUUCAAGAUCUGUUCAACCAAAAAUAUAAGGAGGCUGGGGGUACUGGAAGGCUCCCCUACCAGUCCCUGGUGAAUCAGGGCAUGACCAUAAAAGUUGCUGGACUGCCCAACAGCCUUACCCUCAAGAAGCCUUCCUUUUAUGGAAGAAACCAAUUGGAAGCCAUUUUGAAAGCUGCCGAGGGAAUUUGGUUUGAAAUAAAUGGAGCACAAUGCAACCCCACUACCAUGGCAGAGGGAAUGUCAGAGCACAUGGCUGCAGAAGGUACACAGCAGUUAAAAGAGGAAUCCAUAGAAACAGCUGUAGCUAUCAUGAUGACUGGAGAUAAAGGUGCACAGCAGAUGGAAGAAGAAUCCCCAGAAAGAGCCACUACUGUAGCCAUCAUGAUGACUGAAGAUGAAGAUGGAGGCAUGUUGUGCUGUGUCUGCAGUGUUCACAAGAAGGAGAAUGCUUCAAAGAAGUGGCGAUCCUGGUCACAGUGCACAAUGUGCCAGUCUUGGUCACACACUGCAUGUGGUUUUGAAAAGAACAUGUGCUUUCACUGCCAGUGUGAAAACGCCAUGCAAACUCCCUGAACCACUGCUUCUGUGUAAGAAAACAUGCUAUUUACUGCCUUCAUACAAUGCGUCUUGUUACUUGUUGUUUUACUGUAUUGGCGGCCCAUCAUCUUUUUUUAUUGAAAUAUACGUUAUAUGAAUCUUGCUGCAAAUUUAUUGUAAUUAUUACACUUUUAAGAAUAUAACUGUGAUCUUAUUGUUCUUUUCAAUCACCCUGAUUUUUGUGUUGUAUUUUGUUGGCACCAUCAGUGUGGUACCCUUUAAUCUGGGCUCUGUGGGGAGCAAUAAAGUUAUAUUGUACUGAA
Danio aesculapii is the source of this 1855-nucleotide messenger RNA. RefSeq lists its product as uncharacterized. Bases 345 to 1568 code for a protein of 407 amino acids. The transcript has 13 exons. Gene Ontology annotation, cellular component: nucleus. The record is from RefSeq and is a predicted model, not a curated record. Gene Ontology annotation, molecular function: DNA binding; DNA-binding transcription factor activity. NCBI's taxonomy places the organism in Eukaryota, Metazoa, Chordata, Actinopteri, Cypriniformes, Danionidae.